This is a messenger RNA of Wallemia mellicola CBS 633.66, 2980 nucleotides long. RefSeq lists its product as hypothetical. The coding region runs from base 32 to 1669 and encodes 545 amino acids. The transcript has 10 exons. Gene Ontology annotation, molecular function: enzyme activator activity; mRNA binding. Gene Ontology annotation, biological process: positive regulation of catalytic activity; deadenylation-independent decapping of nuclear-transcribed mRNA; deadenylation-dependent decapping of nuclear-transcribed mRNA. Gene Ontology annotation, cellular component: P-body. The record is from RefSeq and is a predicted model, not a curated record. NCBI's taxonomy places the organism in Eukaryota, Fungi, Basidiomycota, Wallemiomycetes, Wallemiales, Wallemiaceae.
GUAAGAGUACAACGACUAUCAAAAUAGCUCGAUGGAUGCAAAACAAAAGCGAGCUUUCAAUUUGAGAGUAUUAAAGCAACACGAUCAGGCUGUUGAAGAUAUUCUCGAUGGCACCUCAUACGCUGUACUAUACAGUUUCGUAGAGGGUGUCGGAUGGAAGAAAGAAAUGGUAGAGGGUUCUAUGUUUAUUUUCACGAGAUCGGUUGUCCCAAGAUAUGGCUUGUUCAUUUUGAAUAGAAGUGGUCCCGAUAACUUUAUCACACUCUUCACCGGUACGGACGAUCUGCAGUUGACUGGUGACUACAUCAUCUUCAGACCUGCAGACGAGGAUGCCAUAUGGGGUGUUUGGGUAUUCGACGCCUCACACAGACCUCGCAUCGCAAAGUGCAUUGAGGACAUCGAAAAGUUGGCAGCGAAGGAAAAGGAUCAAUUGCCAGCAAAAGUAGACACGUUCGUGGACCCUGCGAUCGCUAGCAUGAGUGCUUCACCCGCUCAACCAAGUUCAAGUACUACUGUGCAAGCAGGACAACCGCUCUCUGUCGAUGAUCUAUUCGGCAAUUUUGAUAGCCCUGCACUUGCAGCUACUAAUGCUGUACCUGCUGCAUCAACUUUGCCAACCAUCACCCAAGACUUUAACAAUGUUUCAGUUGGUGUAGCACCAGUCACUGAAAACCGUUUACCACAGCAGUCACAUCAACCACAGCAACCUCAAAACGUCCAGCGUGUUCAGCAACCAUCAGCAUUGUCAUACGAAGACAGCGUCAAGGCGGAUGGAACACAGCAGCUAUUGUCAUUCUUGGGAUUACCUCCGACAGCGACUAUUGAGAACAAUCACCUAGCCCAACCUAGACCACCUCAACAAACACAGAUGCCGACUUUCCCAAGUGCUGGCCCUGUCAGUCAGGUAACUCCAGCUACAAAUAGCGCACCGGCACCAAUAUCACUUCCUAUAGACACAAACAUCGCUGCUACUCCUUUACCUUUAUCGGCUGUGACGCCAUCAGAACGCAAUCACGUCGUUUUGAGUGAAGAGUUAGAGAACUUGAAGAAGUUGACUUUCGAGGAUGAACUAAAGAAAGAGACUAGUAAACAAGCCGUCCAACCAAAUGUCCAACAAUCUCAACAAUUCAAUAAUAACUUCCCACCAUUGGGUAUUUCUCCGCCUACUGCACCACGAGCUGAGAGGGAGCGUCAGCAAAAGAUGAUGCAGCAUCAGAGUAGCAGUAACAGUCUUUCGGAUGAAGCUAGCAAAUCAUCACCUGGUUUGUUCAACCCGGGUAUAAGAACACAUGUUAGAACCGUCCCUAAGACACGUAAAGCUUCAGCAAUCAGUAAUAUACAACGUACUUCAAUCGCGUCACCAUCUGCGGUAUUGGAUAACUUACCACCAAAAUCAGAGCAACCUACUAUUAUCACCCCGGUCAAUGGAGCAGCACAAGUAACAGAACCAUCUAGAGCGUCACCUCAAGUAAACCGCCAAAAUGUACCAGCAAGUGUAUCGCCGCAAGUUGGCUUAGAUGUAAUCACACCUACUUUACCUUUUCUGCGUCAACCAAACGGACAAAAAUUGGAUCAAUACACUUUUAAGCAGGCCUUAGCGUCAUUAAUCUUAGAGAAUGAUGAGUUCUUAAAUGUUUUAUAUCAGCGGUACAUGUUGAUCGGACAGUGAAAUUUUUAUUGUAAGAGAGCACUCUCCCAGAAUGCAAUCUCCAAUUGGCAAACUUUUGCAAAUAUAUCGUUGAAUUUGCUGAUAUCGUUAGUUUUUAUGCGUUCGACUUGAUAUUUGAGAUCAAUGUCGACGAAUUGUACGAACGAUGGUGCGGUCCAGUUGUUCAAGAGUUCGGCAUAGGGGGAGUCCUUUGCGAGUGAUUUGGCAUAUCCCCAACCAUCCAAGUAAACCUUCUCGAGUGCCCAGAGCGCAACUAUAGCUUCAUCAUUGUUUGGUAAGCUGUACAGGUAUUUGAUGUAAUCGUGGCAAGCUGCGUUGGCGUCUACGCUUUCGUAUUUCAACCCCAAACUUUUGAGUGUAUUUGGGAACAUGUUAACUUCUCUCAACCCGUUGCUGAUAGCGAAACUCAUAAGGUGCAGCAACUUCACAUCCUCAUCCUCAACGAUAUUUGAGUUAUUGAGUAAUGGGAUCCUACCAGCAAUAGUACCGAGCCAUUUUGAAUAGCCUAAAGCGAAAACUCUGUCUUGAUUUAGGAAUCUCUCCAAAGCAGUGGGAUCGAGGGUACUUUCGCCGAGUUUUGUUAAGAAAGCGUGUUGAGAUGAUUUCAAGUAUAUAUCUUUGUUAUUUUCAAUAAGCUCUUCUGUAGAAAUUGAAGUCAUGAUCGUUUCAGAUAAUGUUUAUAACGUUCAGAAGUGACGACCAAGAUGUCCAUUGAUGAAAUAUCAUACGCGGAUACGCUCUACGCACUUGUCAUCCAACCACUACGUCAAUACUUUAUAUCUCUAUGGAAUUUCAUAACUUGGACACCAAAAGUUAAUGACAACACGUCGAAUCAACUCGAUGAAUCAACUGAACCUCUACUAGGCAAUCAAUCAGAUUGUGAUGAUCACGAUAUCAGCCCUCCUUCCGAGAAUAAACCGGUUGUGAAAACGGCAGAACAGCGUCGAUUGGAACAAUUUGAAGCCUACCUAGCGGAAAAGAAACGUCGUAAAGCUGCCAAAAAGUUCAGACGGAUGUUGGAAACUACCACAACAUUAUCCGAGUCCGGUAAUGAGCGCAAGCAUAGUAAGAAUAUAAGGGGUCCUCCUACUGACGUGGGAAGUAUUGCUAGUAGUAGCUUUAGUGGAAUGAGCGCCUCGACUAUUUCGCCUCAUGAAGCCGAUUACAAUUCAGCUUUUUCUUUAACACAGGAUGAUUUGCUUUUUCUUAAGCAACACGAUCAGUCUGAUCUCGUCAGAACUACCAAGGAACAUAUUUGAAUCCCUUACAGAUAACUUUGUAUACCAUUUUGUUUCAUACACUCAAUACCCA